Messenger RNA from Armigeres subalbatus, 5970 nucleotides. RefSeq names its product ubiquitin carboxyl-terminal hydrolase 7 (gene Usp7). Gene Ontology annotation, biological process: protein deubiquitination; regulation of protein stability. Gene Ontology annotation, molecular function: protein binding; cysteine-type deubiquitinase activity. The transcript is spliced from 4 exons. The record is from RefSeq and is a predicted model, not a curated record. Gene Ontology annotation, cellular component: nucleus; cytosol. The coding region runs from base 835 to 4146 and encodes 1103 amino acids. Lineage: Eukaryota; Metazoa; Arthropoda; Insecta; Diptera; Culicidae.
AAAAUUCGCCUUUGUGUCAAUCGACCGAUAAGUUCGACCAGCGCCUGCAGAAAACAGUCAGCGCCACUAGUGACCAAUAAUUUUAACGCAAUUAAAAUUGUACGUCGACCGAGUCAUCGUACGAGUAUUUUAUCAAUGUAUCCAACUACUGCGCCAGGAUAGAAAAGAGCAGUAAAACACGCCUCACUUUCGUUCGGAAGAGCGAAGAAGUCAUUGGAAAAUUUUCCGAAAACGUCAGAACUAUCUGGACCCUUGCAGUGAGGAGCAGUGAAAAUUAAGUUGUUAAAACGAGAAAAUCGCUAUAUUUUGGAUCGAUUUUCUAAUUGUGGUCAUGCAGAAUCACGCCAAUCCAACUAGAAUGGAUAUUGCAUAAUAAUUGAAACGAGAAUUUUUUUUACCAACAAGCAACAAAGAAUACAACAGCAAGAGGAACGCAGUCAGAGGAAAGGCGAGAAAAAAAGUGAAUUUAGUUUUCUAUUUUUCUUCGAUCCUAGAAGGUGGACAAGCCAAUGGUACCACGGAACGUGUGGAAGUAGCCGGAGGAACGCGUUUUAGAUGCAAAAUUUGGAUUGAACGGACAGAAAAACACACGUCUCACGAAUCUGCCCUGCAAGAGCCAGAAGAAAAGUAGGCUUCCAUUUUGCUCUGGUCGCGUUUUCUGACAGCUCAGACGGAACGUCAAAAGUUUUUUGUGCAUCCAUCAGAGGGGGUUUGCAGCAAAGUGUUGAAGAAAAGUGCUUUCUUGUGAAGGAUUUGCUGCUGCCAACGGAGUCGAACGCAACCGGACUCGAGCUGGGAUUUCUUCCGACUGCGGACGGGGGCUUAAACGCCGCUAUGGAUUUCGACAAGCCCGUUGAAGCAAUGGACACGCAAGACGAUAACGAGAUAGAUCCCCCAAAUGCGCAGAUCAAUCCUCCAACAGUGGGAAAUAAUCCGGCGAAUGGAGGAGGAGGGGGAGCGACCGGUCCGGAGCAAAUGAGCAUGGACGAUCAGGACAAUCUGGACGACGAGGUACGCUCGGAGGCGACAUUCAGCUUCAAGGUUGAGAACCUAAGCAGAUUCAAUGACUCGAUCCUGUCACCUCCGUACUUCGUGAGGAAUCUGCCUUGGAAGAUUAUGGCCAUGAAGCGAAAUAACGAAGGAACGACACCGGCCAGCAAAGGCCUUGGCUUCUUCCUUCAGUGCAACGGAGAAAGUGACAGCUCUAACUGGAGCUGUUUUGCAUCGGCUGAACUUCGGUUGUUGUCCGUCAUACCAGGAAGGGAUCCCUUCGUACGGAAAAUUCGGCACACUUUCAGUCGAAUCGAAAAUGAUUGGGGCUUCUCGUUCUUUAUGAACUGGCUGGAUAUCCUAAACCCCGAGAGUGGCUACAUCCAGAACGAUGCCAUCACCCUGGAAGUGCACGUAACAGCCGAGCCACCUCGCGGUAUUUUCUGGGACUCGAAAAAACACACAGGAUAUGUAGGAUUAAAAAAUCAGGGAGCGACCUGUUAUAUGAACUCGUUGCUUCAAACCCUCUACUUUACAAACCAGCUGAGAAAAGCGGUGUACAAAAUGCCAACCGAAGCCGACGAUGAUUGUAAAUCAGUUGCUCUGGCACUCCAACGCGUUUUCCACGACUUACAAACGCAAAGUAAGCCCGUUGGAACGAAGAAACUUACCAAAAGCUUUGGUUGGGACGCCUUAGACUCCUUCAUGCAGCACGAUGUGCAAGAGUUCUUGCGUGUGCUCCUUGACAAAUUGGAAAACAAAAUGAAAGGAACGAGCCUUGAGGGUACCAUCCCAAAACUUUUCGAAGGCAAAAUGAUUUCCUAUAUCAAAUGCCAGAACGUGGACUACACUAGCCGUCGAACGGAAACCUUCUACGACAUCCAAUUGAACAUCAAGGGUAAGAAGAACAUCAACGAAUCCUUCGAGGACUAUAUCGCGACCGAGAUUUUGGACGACGAUAACAAAUACGACGCGGGCGAACAUGGUCUCCAGAAAGCAGAGAAAGGAAUCCUGUUCAGUAAGUUUCCUCCCGUUCUUCAUUUGCACCUGAUGCGGUUCCAGUACGAUCCGAUAACGGAUAGCUCGGUGAAGUUCAACGAUAGGUUUGAGUUCGACGAGAAAAUCAAUCUGGAUCCGUUCCUGGAGAAGCCGGAGGACACACCGGCCACUUACAUCCUGCAUGCCGUUCUCGUUCACUCCGGCGACAACCACGGUGGACACUACGUGGUGUACAUCAACCCGAAGAAUGACGGCAAGUGGUGCAAGUUUGAUGACGACGUCGUGUCACGAUGCACCAGGAACGAAGCGAUCGAGCAGAACUAUGGCGGGCACGAUAAUGAUCUGAACAUACGGCACAGCAGCAACGCCUAUAUGCUGGUCUACGUGCGUGAAUCUGUUAUUCACGAGGUGCUUGAAGAGGUAAAAUGUAGCGACAUUCCGGAAGAGCUACAGGAACGUUUGGACGAGCAACGGCGUAUCCAGCAGUGCCGUAGAACAGAGCGCACCGAAGCUACCAACUACAUGAACAUUAACGUCUUGCUCGAGGAUUAUAUGGAAAUCUACCAGAAGUCGGACCUCUUCGAUCCGGCUACGGCUACGUACCGAAGCUUUAAGGUACGCAAGGCAACCACAAUCGCCGAAUUGGCGACACUGUUUUCGAAGACGUUCAAAGUAGAUCCGGAGAAGAUGCGCUUGUGGACCGUGUCGAAGAACGAUUUGAGGAUACAUAAGUUCACGUUGAUUGACCAGAAUGCAAAUGAGCCCUGCAGUAAGCACGCCUAUCAGGACCCGAAAAACUCGUGGACCAUAUUUCUGGAGGUGGCCUCGCCAGAUUCAGACCAGCUGCAUCCGGUUGAAGAGAAUGACCUAUUGAUAUUCUUCAAAUCCUACGACCCGAUUGAAAAGCGACUGAACUACUGUGGUCAUGGGUUCUUCAAAGCGAAGCAGUUCCUCUCAGACCCAAAUUUCCAGGAGGAGUGCAUUAGGCGAGCGCAUUUCGAACCCGGUACGGAGAUACAGCUGUACGAGGUGACGGACAUCAACAAGGCGACGAAGAUUAGGGAUUCAUAUGUAAUUGAUGCAGCACUGUCGCGGGCAACGAACGGAUCGAUCAUCAUAAUCGAGAAGGUCAAUCCCGGCGUGGAGCACCUGGAGUUUCCGACAUGCGAAGAAUAUCUGAAGGAUCUCUACUGUCGGAUCGAGGUGGUGUUCGUCGACACGCUUAACCCAAACGAUACCGGUUUUACGCUGGACUUGUCCUCGGAAUCCAACUACGAUCAAAUAGCCAAGGCAUGUGGCCGGAGAAUCAAUGUCAAUCCGUAUGAAAUUCAGUUUUUCAAGUGUAAAAAUUUUAGUGAUAUUCCGGGACAGCCUCUUCAGUACAACUACACGGGCACGUUAAAGGAAAUUCUCAGCUAUACGAAGGCAAAAUCUGUUAGGAAGUUGUUCUAUCAGAAGCUAUCGAUUAGUAUCAACGAAUUGGAAAACAAGAAACAGUUCCGCUGUUUGUAUCUAAUGCCGAACCUGAAGGAGGAAAAGGAAUUAAUACUGUAUCCAAAUAAGAACGGCACAGUGCAGAGCCUCCUGGCAGAGGCCGCCAAAGUGAUCGAAUUCAGUGAAAAUAGUACGAAGAUUUUAAGAAUAUCGGAAUUAUCCAAGAACCGAUUAGCGCCGGGACCGUCCAAGGAUACCCCGCUGGAUCAGCUGCACGAUUACACAGACAACACGUUUGUGCAGCGGUCCACGAUUAGUAAUCAGAAAAUGUACCGAAUUGAGGAGGUGGCGGAAGACGAAAUAAAUCCAGCGGAGAACGAGAUGCUCGUGCCGGUACUGCAUUUCACCAAGGACAUUGGUAGCAUUUUUGGAAUUCCCUUCUUCAUUCGAACGGUGCACCACGAGACGUUCGCCGCUCUCAAGGAGCGCAUGAAGAAGAAACUGAACGUGUCCGACAAAGAGUGGGAGAAGUACAAGCUGGCCAUCAUCACCGAGCACGUGGACUACAUUGACGACGAAACGAUCGAGAUAAACUUGGAUAUGUUCAAACCAGACCUAACCGAUCUCAACUCGCGGACCUACCUGGGACUGGAACACAUCAACAAAAAUACAAAGCGAAGCAGGUUCAACUACAUGGAGAAGGCGAUCAAAAUCUACAAUUAGAGAACUAUAGAAAUCUAUUUCUUCUGGCUCUGUGUCACACAAUCAAUCAUUGACGACGCGCUGCUUGUUUUCGUUUGUGUCAGAAAUAAAAGUAAAAAUUGCAGAAUUUAACAACAGGAAAAUCCCACAAACAUCUCUGUAUUAUUACCCAGUGGUUUUGAACAGUUUGAUUGGUCAGCGAAGGCGAUUUCGCUCACAAUGAUCGACGUUUAAACAUGCAUUAGGAAUGCGUCCGUUACGCAUAGGUAACAAUUCUGUGUAAGGCAGAAUUGACUCGUUCAUAAAACGAAGCAAAACCUAACUAGAAAACAAUAUCUACAAGUUAAAAGAUGAAUGCUGUUAUUAAUUUUUUUUAUUAUCCGUUUUUAUAUCGUCAAGUUUAAUGCCAAUCCCCUCACCAGAAGGCUUAAGAGCGAGAUUCGAGAUUUUUUGUAAAGUGCGCGGUAAAUAGUAAUCGAAACUGCUAACGAAUAUGAACGAUUCUAGGAAACCAUACUCAAUCUUCCUGCAGAAGCACGCAAACGGAAUCGGUGAGCAUUGUUUUUAUUUCGAGGAGACAAAAUAGUUUUAUGCGUGUUUACUCACACGAUCACGAUUGUAUGUUAUUUCCCGGAAAAGUGCUAUCCAAAAAUGUUCGAAAGAGUUGUGAUGUGAUCUUCAUUGCGAAAUACAAUUUUGAUGCAGUACAGAGUACAGAACCUUUUUUAUAAUUUCGCGGGAUGCAUUUUUGCAGGAACGUUGCAUGCUUCGGAAAUUAUUUAGACCCUUUCCAAUCAUAAAUGAUGACGCUUGUUUUCCCCUCCCUACUUUUGUCACCUAACCCACACUAGAGUAGGAUUACAAUGAGCCUCUUAUUCGCUGUAACAAACAUAAAAAGCUUUCACUCUGCUGAGCGAGUGUGCGAGAGAGAUAGCCUAGAGAAAACAUUAUCAUCUGCCGAAAAUGUGACAGAGAACCAUAAAUGAUUCUCUACAACACAGAUACAGAGGAAACAUAUUAAGGCAAAUCGAUUAUUUAUAUUUAAAUUAAAGAAAUAAAAAGAAUGAGAAGGUUAAACUAUUAAGACUAUAGCUAUAAAAGUACAUGCAAAGCAGAACAAGAAAACAAAAAUACAGAUUAAGCGCCCGGCUAGCAAAUCCAAGAACAAACAGGAGUUCCAUUGUACAAGUCGUGUUGAGCACUUGACCAAUGUUAAAAUGUAUGGGAAAAUAAGCUCAGCUCUUCUUGCAUAAUGGUAAUCUGUCAAUCACUUUUAAAUCUCUCGCUAAAUUGAGGACGAACAGAAAAUAAUGGAAUUACUGACUGUGGAAGAAAGCCUGAUAAUAUACCUAAAGUUACGAAAUAAAUAAACAAAAGCAAACAAACUCAUCUGGAUUGUGCCGGAAGUGAAGCUGUUUUUUGUUUCGGUUUUCUCCAACAAUUCACCCUUUCACACAAUACACACUCACACGCCAACAACAUAUUCAAUGAAGAGAAUGUUUUUUGUUUUAUAAUCAAGAGGCAGAAAUAUGACAGCAAAACAACUUUUUUCCUCAGCCUCUCGAAUGAAGUAAUAAAAACGGAAAAAUGAAGUGUAUCUAGAGAAAAAAGCGUGACCUUGGUCUUGGGAAGACCCGGACAUUUCGAUCGCCAAUUGAGUUGGCGAAAAAAAAAACGGUAGUUGCGAAGAAGCAACAAAAGGAGGAGUGUGUUGAUGAGAAAGAUAAUAAAUCGAGAGAUAGAGAGAGUUGGUAGGAGGAUGGGAGCGGGAGAGCCGUAAUUGUAAUAAAAACAAGUAAAAAUUAUAAAAAAUAAAAAACAAUAAAAAAAUAUUUUAAAAAUCUA